Rana temporaria (common frog) is the source of this 784-nucleotide messenger RNA. Its product is annotated as WAP four-disulfide core domain protein 3-like. The transcript has 5 exons. Gene Ontology annotation, molecular function: peptidase inhibitor activity. The record is from RefSeq and is a predicted model, not a curated record. The coding region runs from base 70 to 588 and encodes 172 amino acids. Lineage: Eukaryota; Metazoa; Chordata; Amphibia; Anura; Ranidae. Gene Ontology annotation, cellular component: extracellular region.
CUGAAAGCUGACAUUGUUUCAUCUUACUGGAAAGCAGUUCUUACAGAAAGUCCAGUGCGGGAAACCAAAAUGAGACCAUAUCAUUGUCUUUUCAUGUUUGCUUUGUUGCUUCUUUGGGUGGAAGUGAAAUGUAUGACUACAAAAAGCAAGAUGAAUAAACAAGGCUUAUGUCCAAAGCCAGCUGCAAUAAGAGAUUUUACAACACCCUGUAAUAAUAAUUGUUCCAGUGAUAGUGAUUGCCCAGGGAAAUUGAGAUGCUGUGAUACAGGAUGUGGACACCAAUGUGUCUAUGGAGUACGAACAGGCUUCUGUCCAAACAGUGAUAUACCAGAUAAAGGAGAUAAAGAAGAACAACCAAAAUGUGCUAGUGACUUUGAUUGCAUUAAACCUGCUAAGUGCUGUGAUCGAGGCUCAUCAAAAGACUGCCUGCCUGCAUCAAGAGAGAAGCCAGGAAAAUGCCCAGGUGUCUGUGAAACAAAAUCAGAUAUUCCAUGCACUAGUGAUCACGAUUGUCCAAAAAGUCUGAAGUGCUGCUCUAACUGGUGUGAAAAACCUCUAAAAGUGACACAUGCUGUUCCAUUAAAUUAAAUAAGAAGAUACCACAAUUAAGGGAUUGCUACUGUUUUAAUUUAUGUGUCUUCAAUUGUAUUGUUAAUUAUGAUCCACUGAAAAAAUAUUUUUAUUACACUGUACAAUUUAUUCUUAGUAAAACACAAAUGAUGGAAGACAAGAGAAUGUGGUGCAUGCCAAGGCAGUAUGCCUUGAGAAUAAAACAUAAAGGUGC